AUGGCGCAUCUCGUAAAGCUGGGUGCUCUGACCGACGAACUAGUGACACUGCUCACGUCUGCUUCUGCGGAGAACGAACCUGCAAGAUUCAACGCCCAUAGAGAGUCUGCAUUGCGAGCAUUACGGCAUAACAGCUAUCUCCGAACGAACCAAUUUGACGUCACUAGCAGACUCGAUGGAUUGGAGGAGAAGUUCCGAGUCUACAAUGAAGACUCUUUGGCUGAUGCGCUGAAAGAACGGAUGGACAAACUGUCGAAGAAGGAUAUAAAAUGGGCGCGAGAUAUUGCAUUUGCUCCUCGAGCUGACCUUGCGGCCGAGGACCCUCUUCUGCGGGAUAAGAGCAUCUGGAAGAAUGUCGACUUUGGCGCUGACAGCUCUGAUGAAGAUGGAUUUGAGGACAGUCGGUCCGAAUUAUCUGGCACGACCGAGACGGAUCAAUCGAGUGUCGACGAGGACAUGAAUAAACGACCGGAAGACUACGCCGUAGCAAUAACGGAUCAUGAAGACUUGGACCGGUUAAGAGAAGCGCAAUUCUGGCUCAAGAACCCCACUGUUGGUGGGGUCAAGCUAGAGACAGUGAAGAAGCCCAUCACGGAGCUCCAGGCUGUACGUGAAGUUUUAUUUAUGCUUGCGGGAUAUCCAACUUCCCUAUUCGAGACCAAACCCAAAGAGCCUACCAUAAUUGUACCGUCGAAGAACUAUGCCCUCAAACAUGCUUCAGGGGAUGCAUUCUACAAGUUGGCUAAGGAUUUGGCAGACUACGGCUCGUCGCUCAUGAGUCUUCGGGGGUGGGCGAAGAGACCUCAAUCAAUCCCAUUACUUCAAGUUUUCAAUGGAUCUAUUUUGGCACGAAUAUCAGAGUUCGAGAGCCUAUUGUCAAGCAUCCAACAAUGUUUUGUUGAGCCAAAAGAAGAUAUCAUCGUCAGCCUUCUCAGUGUUCAAGCAGAGAUAAAUCCCUAUGUGGAACCUUUAGUCCGACUUUCUGGGAUAACGAAAAAACUCGAUGCAGAACCAUAUGCCCACGCAUUCCGGUACUUGGAGUUGCUGUACGAUGAAACCUGCACUUCACAAAUGGCGGGAAAUGACCAAAUUUACGCAUUCAUGGGAGAUAUAUUCUUCGAGUGCUUUCAAAUAUACCUUCGACCAAUCAGGAUUUGGAUGGAGGACGGAGAUCUCAGUCAUGGGGAUAAAAUUUUCUUCAUAUCGGAGGCUUCAGGACAAGUAGAGCCGGCCGCGCUUUGGGAAUCUCGAUAUAAACUUCGCCAGACUCAGAAUGGCAUUUUGCAUGCACCUAGCUUUCUCAGAGCGGCUGCCAGCAAGAUCUUCACGACGGGUAAGAGUGUUGUGGUCUUGAAGCACCUGAAUCAAUACCCUCUGAUGCGGUCUUUCGAGUCAAGCCUGGAACCCCAUUUGGACUUCGAGACUGUCUGCGAUCCUUCCAAGCUCCGGCUUGCCCCUUUUCAGGAGCUCUUUGACGUAGCAUUUGACGCCUGGAUUCAAAGCAAACAUCAAUAUGCCUCAUCGACCCUCCGAAGAAUACUUUUCGAUUCUUGCGGCCUGCACACUUCCCUGGAGGCAAUGUCCCAAAUCUAUUUCAUGGCUGAUGGUUCAGCUGGAGCCGCUUUCACCAACCCUUUGUUUGACAAAUUGGAUACCUUAGAUAAGUCUUGGAAUGACCGGUUCACACUGACCGAGCUAGUGAGGAGUGCAUUUGGUGUUCUGCCAUCCACCAAUCCGGAUCGUAUACGCAUUAACAUUUUGCCACUUUCACGCAGAAGUCAAGAUGCAGGGAAAUGCAGGAGAACCGUCAAAGCUUUGUCAAUCAUCGAACUCAAAUACCACCUCUCUUGGCCAAUUAAAACAAUCAUAACUCCCGCAACCAACACUUCGUACCAGCGAAUAUUCACCUUUCUCUUUCAAAUUAGAAGGAGCUCCCACAUUCUCCAUCGUCAGCGCUUAGUUGCAGAUAUCCUUACAAGCAACAGUAGUUCUGAUGAACGUGCUCUCUACUACUCACUUCGAACACGUCUACUGUGGUUCAUUCAGACAUUGCAGUACUAUGUCACAUGCCUAGUCCUGGCUCCAGGUUCGCAUAAAAUGCGAGAGGCCUUGAAAGCGGCCAUUGAUGUUGACAAUAUGAUUGAUGCCCACUCGAACUUUAUCAAAUCCAUGGUGGAUCGAGCAUUACUUGGACAACGUCUUGAGUUGAUCCAUAAGACAGUUCUCAAGAUUUUGGAUCUUGCAAUUAAGCUCGAGGACGCCCAAGCGGCCAAUGCUGUUGCCAACAAAGAGUUUAUGGAACGGCAGCAAGAAAUGAUGGAACACUCAAUGGGCGGUCUGGGAUUGCAGACCCAGAGGAAAGGGCGGCAGUCGAUGUUUGUGAACGAGAAGGACAGCAAGGAUAAGGUUGAAAGUUCUGACGAUGAGGGGAAGGAAAUCGACGUUGAUCUCAGCAUCCUCUCGGUUGAUGACGGCCAGGGACAAGUAUCAUAUGUAGAAAAGCUGAGGACUAUGAGAGCAGACUUUGAUAGGUUGGUACGGUUCGUGGCUAGUGGAUUGAAGGGGGUCGCAAGAGCUGGGAGCGGAGAAGACGCCCGGAGUUGGGACACGCUUGGGGAGAUGCUUGAAUCAGGCCUUGGAUCUGGGACGAUGGGAAGGUACUGA
Molecule: messenger RNA, 2664 nt
Organism: Lachnellula hyalina
Lineage: Eukaryota; Fungi; Ascomycota; Leotiomycetes; Helotiales; Lachnaceae
Gene: TUBGCP5
Product: Gamma-tubulin complex component
Exons: 4
Coding region: 1-2664 (887 amino acids)
Biological process (GO): meiotic cell cycle; microtubule nucleation; cytoplasmic microtubule organization
Cellular component (GO): centrosome; gamma-tubulin complex; spindle pole
Molecular function (GO): microtubule minus-end binding; gamma-tubulin binding
Source: RefSeq, a predicted model, not a curated record